CUAAAAUAAAAAUAAAAAUAAAAAUAAAAUCCGCCAAAAGAGGGUGGGGGAAGUUUACUGAGAAGUUGAGAACGAGAGAGUCGGUCAUGGAAAAAUAGCUGGAUUUCUCAGACGACGCCUGGAAGCCCCAACCGUUUGCCCUCUCUUUCUUCCCCGAAUCACAUAGUCGUCCCACUCUCUCACAGUCCGUCAUUCGAUACGGAGGAUAAAGAAUUCUUGGAAUCUCGGGGAAAUAAGAAGAAGGGGAAAAAAAAAAAAAAAAAAAAGAUUCCGGGAUUUGGAUGAGAAGGCGAAAUGGCAUCUUCCAUGGAUGAAGUGGUGGAAGAUAUUAUGCGAAUUCACAGAUCUUUACCGAGCAGACCGGCUAUCGACGAGGUGGAGGCCGCCAAGGCCUUGAUCAGAAAUGUGGACAAAGAAGACCAAGUGAGACUUGAUGCCAUUGCAAGACAAAUCAAGAGCCCCGAAGUACCGGAGGAGCUCUUCGUUGUGUUGCAAGAGAUGCGUAAGAGCUUGGCCUUUUUCCACGGUAAAGAUCAAAAGAGGGAAGCUUUGAGACUCCUCGAUCUCGAAAACCUCCACUCUCUGUUCGACGAAUUCAUUCAGAGAGCUUCCAAUUGUGUGCCUUCGACGAUUUCUGGCGGAGGCGGAAGUUUCUCUUAUAAACCCAAUUCAUCUGCGGCUACUUCUAAUUCGUCGUCGAGCUUGUACUACUCCGAGAAAGAACCCGUAAGGACUUCUGAAUUGUUCACCAAAGAUGACAGCUUUGUGAACAAAGCCAGGUCGACAUUCUACGUGGACGGCAUUGGGAUUGGACCCAGUGUCUCGUCCAAUGCCCAGAUAUUGGACCCUUCUUUAAAACCUCCUACCACUUCUUCAGGUCAAGAUGGAGAAAAACUGAGUUUGAUAAAGCUGGCUAGUUUAAUUGAAGUGUGGUCUAAAAAAGGCACUCGAGAUCUUAAUCUUCAGAAUAAGUUGAUGGAUCAAAUCGAAUGGCUGCCCGAUUCAAUAGGAAAGUUGUCCGGUCUGAUCACCCUAGAUUUAUCUGACAACCGGAUUGUGGCCCUACCAGCCUCCGUUGGAGGCCUUUCAUCCUUGACAAAAUUGGAUUUGCAUUCAAAUAGGGUCUCUGAACUCCCAGAUUCUAUUGGAGAUCUCCUUAGCCUAAUCUAUCUAGACCUAAGUGGUAACCAGUUGUCAUCUCUACCUGCGACCUUUGGCAGAUUGGUACGUCUUCAGGAGCUUGAUUUGAGCUCAAAUAAGCUCUCGUUGCUUCACGAAUCAAUAGGAUCACUCGUCAGCCUCAAGAAAUUGAAUGUAGAGACAAAUGAUAUUGAAGAAAUCCCACAUAGCAUUGGUCGGUGUACUUCGCUUAGGGAGCUUUGUGCAGAUUAUAACCGACUUAAAGCUCUUCCAGAAGCUGUUGGGAAGAUUGAGACCCUGGAGGUUUUGUCAGUCCGUUACAACAAUAUCAAACAAUUGCCUACAACAAUGUCAUCUCUAUCAAACCUGAGGGAGCUUGAUGUCAGUUUCAAUGAGCUCGAGUCAGUGCCUGAGAGCCUAUGUUUUGCUACUAAACUUGUCAAGAUGAACGUCGGAAACAAUUUUGCAGACAUGAGAUCUCUACCAAGGUCUAUUGGAAACCUUGAGAUGCUUGAAGAAUUGGAUAUUAGUAAUAACCAGAUACGGGUGCUUCCAGACUCGUUUAGAAUGCUCACAAGACUACGUAUACUACGUGUGGAAGAAAAUCCUCUGGAAGUUCCACCGAGAAAUAUAGCUGAAACGGGUGCACAGGCUGUUGUUCGAUUCAUGGCCGACCUCUUUGACAAAGGGGAAAAAGGGGAUGUUAAAUCCCAAUCUGUUAAGCAGAAAAAGGGUUGGGCUCAGAUAUGCUUCUUUUCGAGGUCUAACAAAAGGAAGCGAAAUAGUGCAGAUUAUGUGAAAGCCUGAUUGAUUACAGCAACAUUGCUGACUAGAAAUGUGACGCGAUCUUUCUGUUAGUAAGUGGUCGCAUCGCUUCCUGAACUACUUGUAAGACCAUAUAGACAGAUUUUGAUAUAUUUAUAGUGCUAAGUCUUACCAAAUGCAUCCUUUGGCCCUUGAUUGUGCCACUGCCAGCUUAAAAGUAGCAUAAAUAAUCAAUGUAGAUGGUAACUAAUGAGGAUGAUGUCAUAAAUAUCCGGUGGACCUUCUUCCUGAAUGCUUACACUGUCCUCCAAAUUACAGGGAUAUCAACCAAUAGCGUGGUCGAUGAAAGAAGAAAUCUCACUGCAAUGACUCUGCAUCUGGUAUGGGUGGGGUUUUCAAAAUGUCUUUUGAGUUUUAUGUCUCAAGUUGUAGAUUUCUUUCAUUCUCCUGCCUUUUUUUGCCAUUAUAUUUUUCUAAUUCGUUCUCUUCUAUUACUGUUACCCAUGAGCAUGUAAAAUUUAAACCGCAAGAAGAGAUUUUCUUUUUUUGGGGGGAGCGGGGGCUUAAUAAUGUUGUAUUGUUCAUUUCUCUCCUAUUGUUCAUGAAAUUUGAGUGUAACAUUUCUACCA
Messenger RNA from Juglans microcarpa x Juglans regia, 2534 nucleotides. Its product is annotated as plant intracellular Ras-group-related LRR protein 4. The transcript has 4 exons. The record is from RefSeq and is a predicted model, not a curated record. Lineage: Eukaryota; Viridiplantae; Streptophyta; Magnoliopsida; Fagales; Juglandaceae. Gene Ontology annotation, molecular function: protein binding. The coding region runs from base 295 to 1947 and encodes 550 amino acids.